Molecule: messenger RNA, 1994 nt
Organism: Odobenus rosmarus divergens (Pacific walrus)
Lineage: Eukaryota; Metazoa; Chordata; Mammalia; Carnivora; Odobenidae
Gene: PGGT1B
Product: protein geranylgeranyltransferase type I, beta subunit
Exons: 8
Coding region: 22-1020 (332 amino acids)
Biological process (GO): protein geranylgeranylation
Cellular component (GO): CAAX-protein geranylgeranyltransferase complex
Molecular function (GO): CAAX-protein geranylgeranyltransferase activity
Source: RefSeq, a predicted model, not a curated record
GCAGCAUGGCGGCCACGGAGGAUGAGCGGCCAGCGGGGAGCGGAGAGGGAGAGCGGCUGGAUUUCCUGCGAGAUCGGCACGUGCGGUUCUUUCAGCGCUGCCUCCAGGUCUUGCCCGAGCGUUAUUCUUCGCUCGAGACCAGCAGGAUCAAAUCUAAACCGCUGUGGUUUCCGAGGCUCUUCAUACCUGGGUAUUCCAUUCAAUCCAUCAAAGAAUCCUGGAACAGCUCAUCCUUACGAUAGUGGCCACAUAGCAAUGACCUACACUGGCCUUUCAUGCUUAGUUAUUCUUGGUGAUGACCUAAGCCGAGUCAAUAAGGAAGCUUGCUUAGCAGGCUUGAGAGCCCUUCAGCUGGAAGAUGGAAGCUUCUGUGCAGUCCCUGAAGGCAGUGAGAAUGAUAUGCGAUUUGUAUACUGUGCCUCCUGUAUUUGCUAUAUGCUCAACAACUGGUCUGGCAUGGAUAUGAAAAAAGCCAUCAGUUACAUUAGAAGAAGUAUGUCCUAUGACAAUGGGCUGGCACAGGGAGCUGGACUUGAAUCUCAUGGAGGAUCGACUUUUUGUGGCAUUGCGUCACUGUGUCUGAUGGGUAAACUAGAAGAAGUUUUUUCAGAAAAAGAAUUGAACCGGAUAAAGAGGUGGUGUAUAAUGAGGCAACAAAAUGGUUACCAUGGAAGACCUAAUAAGCCCGUAGACACCUGUUACUCUUUUUGGGUAGGAGCAACUCUCAAGCUUCUGAAAAUUUUUCAAUACACCAACUUUGAGAAAAAUAGAAAUUACAUCUUAUCAACUCAAGAUCGCCUAGUAGGGGGAUUUGCCAAGUGGCCAGAUAGUCAUCCAGAUGCUUUGCAUGCAUACUUUGGGAUCUGUGGCCUGUCACUAAUGGAGGAAAGUGGAAUUUGUAAAGUUCAUCCUGCCCUGAAUGUAAGCACACGGACUUCUGAACGCCUUCGAGAUCUCCAUCAGAGCUGGAAAACCAAGGACUCUAAACAGUGCCCAGAGAAUGUGCACAUCUCCACAUGACUGACUUCACUUAGGUUGGGAGGGUGGGGGGAUUUGUAGCAUAACUGUAGCUCAAGGUUAAAAGCCAUGUAUAACCAAUGUGCUCUUUUUUAAGAGGUAGUCUCACAAUCAAAUCUCGUGCUGAUGUCACUUUGGAAUAUGGUCUUGAGCCAGUAACCUUUGUACUGGGUUUCAAGAAAAUCUUUGUUGAAGUCUGAACCACAGUGGACUCUGUUGUGGUUCUUAAAUGUUUAUACUGUAUUUCUAAGAAGUUCUUUGAGGCAAAUUAACUAUAUGUAUGUAGGUUAUAUUUUUAAAAAACUCUGCAAAUUGUAUCAUACUGUAAAAUGGACACAAAUCUUCAAAACAAGUUUACAGUUCACAUAGCAUUGAUAAUCCUUGGGUGAACACUUAGUGAUCAUUUAAAAAGCUUGAUAGCUGAUGGUAGGAAAUUGCUUUAAUGAAUUAAGUAUUUAGGAUUCUUCUUUGAAAACAGAUGAUUCCAUAAUUUUUAAAAAGAAUGACUUACUUUAUCUUAUUAAGUGUGCCAGUUAAACUUAUGAGGCCUACAUGAAUGAAAUUAACUUCAUAGCAAGGAUGAAUAGGCUUAACUAAUACAGUAAUUUUCUAAAGGGACAUAGAUUUGAGAAGACUAUUAUGUAAUUGAGGGAAAAAUAAUUUAACUGUAUGUGAUUGUGAAUGAGACAGUUUUGUGCUGCGUGGGUCACUUAUUUAGAUGUUGUGAGGGUGAAUAACAGUUGUGUUUGAUUUUAAUUUCAUUAGUUGCUUUUUCUUUCUGGGGAGAAAAUAGUCAUCUAGAAGGAAAGACGAAUGCUUUGGUUUAUUUUUCGGAAAUAUGUGAUACUGUAAAUUGUACUUUUAUAAGGGAGUUAUUUUUAGCUAUUGGGUUUUUUUUUAGUUUGUUGCCUCCAGUGUGUUAGUGGUUCUGAUUUCAAAAUGACAAUUUUCUAAUUUUUUCGAAGCAAAUAAGUAAA